This is a messenger RNA of Astyanax mexicanus (Mexican tetra), 470 nucleotides long. Its product is annotated as interferon-induced protein 44-like. The record is from RefSeq and is a predicted model, not a curated record. Bases 1 to 459 code for a protein of 152 amino acids. The transcript is spliced from 4 exons. NCBI's taxonomy places the organism in Eukaryota, Metazoa, Chordata, Actinopteri, Characiformes, Acestrorhamphidae.
AUGCUCCCAAACAGCUUCAUUCCAAACAGCCCAAUAAAAGAAAAUAGCCCUGAUUAUCAUGAAAAUCCCAGCCUGAGUGACAGGAUGCACUGCGUGGUGUAUGUUAUACCAGCAGACACGAUUUCCAGGAUGGGAGAUAAAGUCUUCCAAAAACUGAAGAAAGUAAGAGAUGCAGCAUUUAAAAUGGAUCUCAAUCAUGUGAUUUUAAUGACAAAAGUGGACCAGAUCUGCCCACUGACACUUAAAGAUCCGAAAUACGUCUACAACAGCAAGAAGAUCAAGGAUAAAAUGCUUGAAUGCCAUCAUGCACUGGGUGUCAAGAUGAACUGUAUCUUCCCCGUGCAGAACUAUCAUGAGGAAACUGAAAUCAACGAGGACGUAAACUGCCUGAUGCUGCACGCCUUAACACGAAUUGUACAGUGGGCUGACGACUAUGUAGACAAAUGUUCCAACAAUUAAUGUAAUUAGUA